GGCUGUUCUGUAAUCUAAGAAAGUAUGGACUAGAUUGCAUGACAUCACGGCUCCAUAUAAAGACCAGACCACCUGAUGUAUUAAAAAAGGAGGGGAAACCAAGAGAAACGUCGCGUCCCUGACGGUUCCUCUGGUUUGAAGAUGGCGGUCCCAACUCAAAGCAGCCGGACUGGAUCCGUUACCAGUCUGGGAAACAGUCCAACCGCAACACCAGGCGGCUUAAACAACACCCACAAGCUGUGGUGCUGUCAUGAGCUUGAUUUUAGGUCCGGAAUGAAGAUCGAAGAGCUCAACCGACUCAUCCAUGAAUUCAGUAAACAAGACCAAGGAGAGUAUGAUGACCAGAGGGCACUGGAAAUACACACCGCCAAGGAUUUUAUCUUCUCCAUGCUCGGCAUGGUGCAAAAGCUGGACCAAAAACUGCCUGUCGCAAAUGAGUACCUGUUGUUGUCUGGUGGUGUGCGAGAAGGUGUGGUGGACAUGGAUCUCAAUGAGCUUGGCAUCUACAACCGUGGCUCCAACUAUGACUUGGCCUUCACCCUGUUGGUUCCUGCACUUAAAUUGCACGACCGGAACCAGCCUGUAACGCUGGACAUGCGCCACUCAGCACUUGGUCACUCUUGGCUCAGCUUGCGACUUUUUGACGAUGGUACCAUUAACCGUUGGCGAGACUGCUGCACGCUUACUGAUCAUCUGAAUGGCACCACCAACUACUUCUUCUCACCUACACUGGUAGCCGACUGGUUCCAAGAAGCUGUUGGACUAGUACUGGCAGAGUUACAGCGCAAGCCACAAAGGGGCACCCCGAGGGUGGAGCAAGUUGAGCGUCACAACACGCUGCUCACUAUAGUUUUAGGUGUGGGCAGCAGCCGCAUGCUUUAUGACAUUGUUCCUGUGGUGUCUUUUAAAGGCUGGCCGGCAGUUGCUCAAAGCUGGUUGAUGGAGAACCACUUCUGGGAUGGCAAAAUCACAGAGGAGGAGGUUAUCAGCGGCUUCUAUCUGCUGCCUGCCUGCUCAGCCUCUGGUUGCAGAAAGAACGAGUGGCGUCUCUCUUUUGCCCGCAGCGAGGUUCAAUUGAAAAAGUGUAUAUCACCAGGCCUCAUGCAAGCUUACCAGGCGUGCAAGGCAAUAGUUAUUAAGCUACUAGCCCAACCUACAUCUAUCAGUCCCUAUUACUUACGUUGCAUUAUGUUGUGGGCUUGUGACCGACUACCUGCAAGCUAUUUGUCACAGGAAGACAAUGUUGCGCAUUUCCUGCUAGGUCUCAUAGAUGACCUGCAGCACUGCCUUGUCAACAAGACCUGCCCUAACUAUUUCAUCCCACAGUGUAACAUGUUGGAGCACCUGUGUGACGAGACCACUAUGUUUCACGCUCGUAAACUAGCGCUGGUACGCUCGGAUCCAGCCGAGCACCUGCGAUCCAUUGUUGAGCUGGCCAAGGCAGCCAACAGACUGACGCAGGAGAUGCAGCGUCGUGGGAGUUCCUCAGGACUGCUCUCUCCGCUUGCGGAUCCCUCCUCUGCUGAUCACCAGCAGUCAGAUGACCGGCUGGCCAAGAAGCUACAGCAGUUAGUGACCGAGAAUCCAGGGAAGUCUAUCUCUGUGUUCAUCAACCCUGAUGACGUCACACGACCUCACUUCCGUAUUGAUGACAAGUUCUUCUGAAAACAAUGGUCUAUUUUCACUUCUCCUCUUCUGUAAUGGUUGAACCUGAUGGGAACCUGAUGCAUGACACUGUCUAGAAACUGGAGCUGUGUCCCUAUGCCUGUAUACAUCAGACUGCAGAGGAUUUUCUGGGGGAAAUGUUCUGCAACAGCUCUAUAGCACCUGCCUUACUGAGAGGCAAAUCCAAACCACUUGCACCUGCAAAGGGUUAAAGCAUAGUGGGUUUCACGGUGACUCUGAGAAUAAAAGUCAGGGCAAGUGGGCAAUGAUUUACAUAGUAGAAGAAAAUAUAGUAUAUGUCCUCCCGUGGUAUGUUAAUUUGAACAAAAAUCUGAUGUAAUGAAUGAUAGAUUCAGACAUUGUUUUUUUUUGUGUUUUGCAUCUGUGCUGACUACACACUUCCGGAACCUGUUUGUGUUUGUGUUAUAUCCAUAUAAUGCUGUUUUUAAACCUGCGCAGUUAACUUGUCUUAUUAUUUAUUUAGAGAAAAUUACAGAAGAUAAUAUCAGAGAAAGCCAACCCUUUUCUAUAUAUAAGGGAUUGAAAUCAUAUUCCCUUAAGUGCAAUUAAAAAAAUGUUCAGUUAGAAUGAGAGGUUCUUGUAUUGACAAAAAUUGUUGUUAUAAGAAUGCAGAAUCGUUUAAAGGGGUGUGGGGUGCUUGACUUGUAGCCCUAAAACUUUCACUGCUAUUGGAGAUUAAAAGGAUGUUGUUGUGAUUUUAAAUUUUUUUUUUUUUGGAAAAUGAAUGAAUGAAAGUGACAAGCAGCUAUCCAAUAUAAGCCCACAUAUCACCAAUGUUAAGGGUGUCUCUAACAAAAUACACAGAGUAGGACAGAGGAACUAGAUACUGCUCUAAGAUUUUCAGUUCAAUGUUCUAUUCUUAUAUGAGAGGUGCAGAGUCAUUUCAAAUACAAAGGUCAAUUUUAAUGAUCUCUCAAAGACUUUUUUCAGGAUCUCUGGGUACAUAAUACUUUAUUAGUACAUGUCAGCAUUAAAUAACAUGAAAACGGGUUACAGUGGAUGUUGUCUAUUUGUGUUGUAGAUGAAAUCAUUUAUUAUCAGGAACUGGGUGUUGUGGUUAUGUGGAAAUGUGCAGGCUAGGAUAUUAUGUCACAGAAUACGCUGACUCAGUGUGUCUGUGGAGUCCACUGUAUUUGCGAACAGCAGAAUGAAACAAGCACAGUACAGUGCAGAGAAUGUGGCAGUAUCCUGUGGUGAUAAAUGUGAGGCAAAACUAUCUUGUUAGGUUUUGGUACUUAACACACUCUUGCAUGUAGGACUAAUUUCUUUUUCAUCUCAAGCCUUUGAUGCUAAUUCCAAAAUGUCAUUUUAGAGCUAGUAACAAGAGGCUUUGGCAAUUGAUAAUGCAGUCUAAUUCAGUUAUUGGAGAGAGAGAUUAACUGUAGCUUUCUGAAGCUUGUAAAGCUAGCUGAGUCUGUGUGACUGUGUUCAGCAUCAGCAUCUCUACUAUUAGCAAAACUGUAACUUUAACUGUUUCAAGAACAGUGACUUACCAAAUAACUAGAGAGUUGCUACUGAGAGAUGUCAUGUAGCUUUCAGAUGUGAAACUGUUUUAUUAGUAAAUCAACAGGGCAGCACUGGCAACACAUUUCUGUGUAUGUUUCUGUGUGUGUCUGUAUUGUAUGUGUGUGUACGCUUGUAUAAGGGAGAGAGCGGG
Sinocyclocheilus rhinocerous is the source of this 3343-nucleotide messenger RNA. It is a transcript of the gene mb21d2, whose product is annotated as Mab-21 domain containing 2. The coding region runs from base 142 to 1665 and encodes 507 amino acids. The transcript is spliced from 2 exons. The record is from RefSeq and is a predicted model, not a curated record. Lineage: Eukaryota; Metazoa; Chordata; Actinopteri; Cypriniformes; Cyprinidae.